AUGGCGCCAGAACAGGGCUCUCGCCUACUUGACCUGUUCACCGACCCUGAGAUUCAGUCUUUUCUGAAAUGGAAAGAAGCCAACAGUCGCCCGGGUAUAACCUUCACAGACGAUUCCUCCUAUAUGACCCGGAAAUUCCUCCCGAAUCAAGCGAUCACCAAGUACUUCGACUGUGAGCAGGACAGUCAGCACUCAAAGAUCAAGAAACUUGUCGCGGCAGCGACGAAAUACUCAACGAAGCCUCCUCAAGACGUACGGGCUCUUGCGAAAAGCUAUCCUAAGGUAUUCACUAUUCUGGUGAUCAUCGGCCAAUCGCACCACAUCGACGCCUUUGUCGGGCAGCGGGCGUUACAAGACGAUAAACUACCUUAUUCCCCCGACAAGCGAGACCUGUUUCCGAAACUCGCGGGCGGUACAACAUUUUUCGAAGAGUUUUCCAAAAUACAAUGGGAAUUCUGCGUGGAUCCAUUGAGCUACAGCUCUGGAGUUAUAUUCGAGAACGAUAGGAUUCUCCCAAUCGCCUCCAUGAAGAGAGUGGACACCACAAAAGGCUCAAGCGCCUCGGUCCACAAAAUCACAAUUCAUAAAGAAGACGAUGAUUUGACGGGAAGCUCGGCUCCAGAAGAGGAUUCGCACGAAUACGUCGUAAAGUCCUACUAUCCUCCUGAUGGAGCAGAAAAUUACUAUUCCGCCGAGGUCGAAGCAUUUCGGUCACUGAAUAGCUUAUCAGAACCCAUACCGAACCUGAUAGGCUUCUAUGGGGCUUUCACUCAGAAUCAAAGCCGUCACAUCAUCCUUCAGUAUGCCAACGUUGGUACUUUGGAAGACUAUUGGAAGCGUGUUACGCCUCCAAGACUGGGAGAGGACAUAGUGGCCCUGUGGGAGAAUAUCCUCAAGCUUAGUGGCGCCCUCGUCCAGAUACAUUUGAAUAGGAGUACCGACCUCGCGGGACGGCCACGAAUAUUCCAAGGCCGCCAUGGAGAUAUCAAGCCGUCCAAUGUCUUGGUCACGGGUGAUAUCGUUAGUAAGCCGUACGGAGUCCAGUUCAUGCUCGCAGACUUGGGUUUAAGCCACUUCGAAGUCGUUGUGGAGGGUAAGGAAAGGAGCACUGAAGAGAGCAAAGGCGGCUCACAAGCUUACAGUGCCCCGGAAUUGAACUGCUCGAUCAGGACACCCAGCGACAACAUGUCCAAAGCCGAACAGAGUAUUGACACCUGGUCUCUCGCCUGUGUCUUUAGCGAGUUCCACGCGUGGACCGUGGGUGGCAAAUACGGGUUAGAGAAGUAUCGUCAGGAGAGAAUGAAUGAUAAGGAAGUUGGCGAAAACAUGGGCGCUUGUUUCCAUUGCAAAUCCGGACGUCUCCUUCGGGCGGUGCAAAGCUGGCACGAAUAUUCCAAAAGAAUAUGCGCGACGGAGGACAGCAUAACACCAAUCUUGUGGGAAAAACUGCUCGAACACAUGUUCGAGCACUCGCCACAAGUCCGCCUAGGAGCCCAUCAAGUUCUCCACCGCUCUCAGGCUGUCAUCAACGAAGCCCGGAACAAAUCAUCGUCCUCAACGGCAAGAGGGCCUCCUGGGCCUUCACCAAACGAGCAGAAUGGUCCGCGACCAUCGACACCGCCACAACUUCCCCGCGAGUUCUAUUCACAGCCGGCUGUUCACAACUAUCCCGAAUACCCUUUGACCCCUCCUCACGAUGAUCGAAUCGAGCUCCCUCAUAAUAAGGAUUCCGACCACAGCCCCAGAUUGGCCCAAUGGGUUGCUAGAGGUGAUACUGACAACACAUCCUUGAAGAGACAAGACAAUCGAGAUUCAAACACGUCAAUAUAUAGAUAUGGUCGAGAUUCGUUCCCACAUGGGAACGGAGGUGAUUCCACUGGAACAGAGUCUCACAGCAAAUACCAUGAUACUAUGAAGAUGCGCCUGCACGACAGGCCAGGGACAGAAGCGUUGACAUCGCGAAGCGCCGACACAAUCCCCAAAACCUCUGACUUUCACUCCCCAAUUAAGCACAGCCUCACCACGCCGUCGGAUAGCUUCAGCCACCGUCAGCAAACUCCAGUCUCCGACAUGGAACACAACUCGGAGUUUGUAGAACGUUUCGCCCAGAUGACGAUGAAAGGCAAAGAAAAAGCUGCCGACAAGGCGCACUCACACAGUCGGUCACACAGCAGCACACACAACAGAACUCCAGAAAAGGUGUUGAGUGUCGACGACUUGAAUGACUGGGUACAGCAGACAGAGGCAGCGGCCAAAAGAGCAAUCUUCCAUCGGCCAGAAAUCACCCCCCUUCCGCACGAGAAUGAGUUGAUUGGCCAGCUGAGGAGUCGGGAUCACAUCUUUAUCUUAGACGACGGCGAAAGUAUGACUCCUUACUGGAACGAUGUUACCAAGCUCUACAGCAACCUGAUCAGUCUGAUCAAAAGAAAGAAACUGGAUCCCAACGGAAGCGAGCUACGGUUCAUCAUAUCCGACGAAGGGAAAGAAAACUUUCACACUACCAAGCUCAAGAAUAUGGUCAGACGCAAGACAGAAAAGCUCAACGGUGAAUCCGACUUUGCCCACCGUCUCGACGAGAUUCUGCAGAGGACCCAGAAGAAGUUAACCAAGGAUUUGGACAUGAGGCCGAUCAGCCUAUAUGUCUUUACCGAUGGCAAAUGGCAACCAGGAAUUCGUCAGCUGGACGCCGUUGCGCGUUCUAUCCAAAGACUGGUGAACCUCCUCGAGGAGAAGGGUAUGAAGGAGCAGAUGGUAGGCAUCCAAUUCAUCAGGUUCGGCAAUGACGAGGAGGGCAUGGAAAGACUCAGAUGGCUUGACGAGGAGCUGAAAGGAGACUACAGGCUGGCCAGGGACAUCUGCGACACGACGCCUGCCGACGGAAAUGUGUGGAAGAUGCUGCUUGGGAGCAUCAAUGGGUAUUGGGACGCUGACCUAGAGAGUCAGGAUCAGCCGUGA
Messenger RNA from Cladophialophora immunda, 2955 nucleotides. RefSeq lists its product as uncharacterized. Gene Ontology annotation, molecular function: ATP binding; protein kinase activity. Lineage: Eukaryota; Fungi; Ascomycota; Eurotiomycetes; Chaetothyriales; Herpotrichiellaceae. The coding region runs from base 1 to 2955 and encodes 984 amino acids. The transcript has 5 exons. The record is from RefSeq and is a predicted model, not a curated record. Gene Ontology annotation, biological process: protein phosphorylation.